GACUAGCUACCACUGUUUCGAGUCUUGGCAUGUGAGCUGUGUAAGAAACAGCAGCUGCACUUUCUCAGUCACUCACUCUCUCCGUCUCUCGCUCUCUCCCUCUCUCCUGGAGCCGCCGCCUGCACAGCGCCACAGUCGCCGGCCGAGCACGCCACCGUCGACACCGUCCAAGGGAGGACAACGCCGUUACACUGCUAACACCCCGCAUCGCAACCGUGCACGGAGGCCUCGGCGCGUCGGAGAGCGAGCCACGUGGAGGGAUCUGGACUGGGGAAGCACCGCCGCCCGUGCUGUGGUUGAAGCCGCCGGGGAAUGGUGCGCUGCUCCCGUCGACCGCAGUCUGCACAAUCCCGUCGGCUUGCAGUCCGAGCCUGACCAAGCUAAUGGGAGGGAGAUGCACACUAGCUAGCUGAUCAAGCAUUGAGCGUCACAAGCCAUCCGUUCUUGCUGAUCCGAGUCUGACGACCAAACUAUUCCCUGUAUUUGAGGGGGUAUCGAAGAAAGGGGCGAUGGCGCAGUCGGCUGUGAGCACCGUGCUCGGGACCGUGGGCAGUCUUGCAGUCCAGGAGACCACAUUCUUGUGUGCAGUCAACCUUGAAGUGGGGUUGUUGAAAGAUGAACUGAUGAGGCUGAAGGCCUACCUCAAAGAUGUUGAUAGCAAGUGGAGAUCAGGAAAUGCAAGGGUUGCAGUCUUGGUGAGCCAGAUCAGGGAUGCGGCUUAUGAAGCUCAGAACAUCAUUGAAGCUGCAGAUCACAUGGCGAAGAGAAACAGGCUCAAGAAGGGAUUCAUGGGUGCUAUUUCAAGGUAUGCUCGCCUACCGACUGACUUGGUCGCCCUUCGCAAAAUCGGUGUUGAAAUUCAGCAUGUAAGAAGGAAGCUCAAUGAGAUUUUUGCAAGUGCGGAAAAACUGAAUAUUAAUUUGGAUAAUAAUGUUCUAGUUGAGGAUGAGUCUCCACAAGAUGAUGGACCUAUACAUCAAAACUCUGAAGAUGAUGUUGUCAUGGUUGGUUUUGAGGAUGAGCACGAAGAAAUAGUGGACAAGUUAGUUGACAAUGAUUACCUGCUUAGUGUUGUGUCUAUAGUUGCCAUGGGUGGGGCAGGAAAAACAACACUUGCUAGAAAAGUCUACACUUCAUCUAGAGUUAAGGAGCACUUUGACACACUUGCUUGGGUGACUGUAUCUCAAAAGUUCAAGGGUGUUGAUUUACUAAAGGAUAUUAUGAAACAAAUCACAGGGCACAAGGACGAGUCUGUUGACCAAAUGAAAGAGUAUGAGGUGGGAAAGAAUAUUAUGAAACAAAUCACAGGGCACAAGGACGAGUCUGUUGACCAAAUGAAAGAGUAUGAGGUGGGAAAGAAGAUCAAUGAAUUUCUAUCACAAAAAAGGUACCUAGUAGUUCUUGAUGACGUUUGGGAAACAGAUACAUGGGAGAAAUUAAACAGAACGAUUAAAGUCUUUCCAGAUGAAACUAAUAGUAGUAGAGUGCUGUUAACCACACGAAAGGAAGAUGUCGCAAAUCAUGUUCAGAUGCCAACCCAUGUUCAUCAUUUGAAGAAGUUGGAUGAAGAGAAAAGUUGGGAUCUUUUUAGCAGCAAAGCUUUACCACCAUACAAAAGGUAUGCCAUACGUGAUGUGGACGAGUUUGAAAAGCUUGGGAGAAAGCUUGCAAAGAAAUGUGAUGGAUUGCCACUUGCACUUGGAGUUUUGGGAGGUUAUCUGUCUAAAAAUCUAAAUGCACAAAUAUGGUCCGAUAUACUCUCUGAUUGGCCAGCAACCAAGGAUGGACAAAUGAUGAGUGUCAUACUGGCACGCAGUUACAAGGACCUACCGAAUCAUCAUUUGAGAUCUUGUUUACUUUAUUUUGCUGCUUUUCCUGAGGAUUAUGAAAUACAUGUGCCGCAUCUUAUUGAGUUGUGGAUAGCAGAAAGUUUCAUUCCAGAUACACCAAACCAUACACUAGAAGAAACAGCACGGAGCUAUGUAAUCGAGUUGGCUCAGAGAAGCUUGGUCCAAGUUGUUGACAGAAGUACGACACAUGGAUGGAUAGACAGAAUAAGGAUUCACGAUAUCUUGCAUGACUGGUGCAUACAAGAAGCAAGACAAGAUGUUUUUCUUGAUACCAGCAACAAAACUGUAGACCAAGCUGGUGCAUCAUCAUCAUCAUCUGAUAACUUGAUAUCUUAUCGUUUUAGUUUUCAAACUUCGAGUUAUCAGAUUUUACCUGCGACACCUAAUGUCCGAAGUUUGCUUGGCUUUAAACUCUCAUCAGUGUCCCUUCCUAAGCUGAGAUUCCUGAGAGUUCUUUGCAUUGAAGAUUCAACACUAAAAGACUUCUCCAGUGUAAUUGGUAGGUGCAUUCACCUAAGAUUGCUUAGGUUGAGAUAUUGUGAAGGUGUGGCGCUCCCUUCUUCAAUUGGAAAACUCCUUUACUUGCAGACAAUAGAUCUAAGGGGCACAAUAUUGGAGUCAGUAGUACCGAACUCUCUCUGGGAUAUCCCUACUCUAAGGCAUGUUUACCUUCGCAAUUGUUUUUUUUCUCCACCGCCACCUGCAAGGAGUGUGCGACUGCAGCCGAAAGAGCUACAGAGCUUUGCGUUGCUUCUUGAUCCUGUUGGCACUGAUUUCCGCUGUCAUGACAUGAUGAUUUUCUUGGGCCAGCUGAAUCAAUUGACAACCUUCUGCUUGUUUAUGCACCCCAAUAUACCAGCCGAGGUGCUCAACAUAUUUGCAAACAUGCCUCACCUGGUCGAUAUUAGUCUCGGCCAAUUUGAUGUGCUCGAUAAGCUGCCUGCCGAGUUCCCACAAAGCGUACGCUCUCUUUUUCUAUCUGCUGAUGUCAUAAAACAAGACCCGAUGCCCAUCCUGGAGAAGCUUCCCUGUCUUGUGGUGUUGAGGUUGUGGGGGUACAAAGGCCAGACCAUGUGCUGCUCUUCCCAAGGGUUCCCUCGGCUGCAAGAGUUAUUACUUGGUAGUUUUUCCACCGAGGUGUGGAGGAUGGAGGAAGGGGCAAUGCCAAAGCUCUCCCACCUGACACUUCAGUCCUGCAAGAAGAUCAGCAAGCUUCCCGUGGGGUUGCUGCACCUUCCGUCUCUCGAUCACCUGGAGCUGGCCUUUAUGACCCAGAUUUCUGAAGAUGACAUCACACUAAAUGAGCUGCGGCGGAAAGGAUGCGAGGUAUACAUACAUAUACGCAGCUUAGGCAUAGUUAAUUUGCCACACCUUAUGAGCACGCUUUGUUUACUGCAGAUCUGUGGGGCGCGAUGAAUUCAUCUUCAGUCUCGUCUAAAAUAUGGCACUCUCCCGAUUCAUUCUUGAACCCAUCUCCCUCCUCCCAAUCCUCAUAAUAUCCUGCUUUCCUUCUCCCUCCCUUGAAGGACACCAUGGGCGAUCGAUACGACAGCCUCCCUCCUCCAGUGGCCCCUCGCUCCUCCUGCUCCGUCUAGAAUCGAGAUCCGCCCUCCCGAUGCCAAUGUCGCCGCCUCCUCGUCCUCCGAUGCCGUCGGCCGUGUACAAGAUGGAGCUGAGGUGGUCUCGGAGAGGCUGCUGCCCAUCGCUCCUCUCCACCACCAGCCGCCUGCACCUCCCCCGAACUCCAAGUCUCUUUCCCUGGCGGCAGAGAGAGAUGGUGCUAAUCCUCCAAGAUGUCUGUUGCAUUUAUUUUCUUUCAUGUACAAAGGUGUCAGUUCAUUUUCAGUGCAAAAUGUACAUAGAGUCCAGAAACUGGGUUGUACAGAGCCGUGCAUGCCUAUACCUUACUUGCUCAUAACAAAUCCAUAUGCAUCGAUGAAUACUUUUUUCUCGACA
Messenger RNA from Triticum aestivum (bread wheat), 3806 nucleotides. Its product is annotated as putative disease resistance protein At1g50180. NCBI's taxonomy places the organism in Eukaryota, Viridiplantae, Streptophyta, Magnoliopsida, Poales, Poaceae. Bases 510 to 3266 code for a protein of 918 amino acids. Gene Ontology annotation, biological process: defense response to other organism. The transcript is spliced from 3 exons. The record is from RefSeq and is a predicted model, not a curated record. Gene Ontology annotation, molecular function: ADP binding.